Hemicordylus capensis (graceful crag lizard) is the source of this 2281-nucleotide messenger RNA. It is a transcript of the gene ENTPD3, whose product is annotated as ectonucleoside triphosphate diphosphohydrolase 3. Gene Ontology annotation, biological process: nucleoside diphosphate catabolic process. Gene Ontology annotation, cellular component: plasma membrane. Gene Ontology annotation, molecular function: UDP phosphatase activity; GDP phosphatase activity. Bases 680 to 2263 code for a protein of 527 amino acids. The transcript is spliced from 11 exons. Lineage: Eukaryota; Metazoa; Chordata; Lepidosauria; Squamata; Cordylidae. The record is from RefSeq and is a predicted model, not a curated record.
CACUCAAGCGACGAGGGCAAUCCUUCGCAAAAAGCAGAGAGCAGCAAGCAGAGCAGCAGAGUAUAGGGGGCAGCGAGGGAUCCUGCCUUCCCGCCUUCUUCCCUCACUGCAGAUCUCUAAGUUCAGGCUCCCUUUCAGGCCCGCAGCAGCCUUGCCUGCCUGGAAGAAAGGCGGCUCCGAGGGCUGAUCGGCUGGUCCAUGAGCGCAGGGCAAGCGGGGUGGUAUAGCCUCCCUCCCGUUGCUCUCCUCUUCCCCUGCAGCCUCAGCGGCAGGCACGAGGGGCAGGGGCCGGGCGCCUGCUGCCCGCCCGCGCCCAUCCCCACCCCCCGCUCAGAUCUCUUGGCGACGGCAGCCACUCCGGGAAGCUGCGGAGGGAGGGGCCAGCUGGAGCCCGGGGCGAAUUUAUAGCAGGCGGCAGGGCAGCUUUGCGCCGAACGUUGGAAGCCCUGCCGGCUGGGCGCUGCUGGGGGCAGCCACGCCAGUCUCCUUGUUUGUACUGCCCCCGCUCCGGUGCCUGCAUUCCUGGCUUGGCGAUGAGGAUGAGGAGGAGUCUCAGCUCGGAGCAGGGAAAGCUCCCUUCCAGGAGGAGGACGAGGACAUAAUCGGGAUCGAGAGAGGGAGCUUUCCUUGGAGGUUUGGCACGGCGGGAUCCAGGGGCACUCAUUUUGAACAGAAAGAGAUGUUUACUGCACUGUCCCGCCAGUCUUGCGAACAAACAGGCUUCCGAGUUCUGUACAAAAUGUCAGCCGUUAUCACUUUCGUGUUUCUGCUUUUAAGCAUAGCAGUCAUCGUUACUAUUACUCUCAUCCAGGUGAAUCAGAAAGCAGUCCUUCCACCAGGUCUGAAGUAUGGAAUAGUGCUUGAUGCUGGAUCAUCUCGGACCACAGUCUAUGUAUAUGAAUGGCCAGCAGAAAAAGAAAACAACACAGGAGUAGUAAAUCAGACCUUCAAGUGCAAGGUGAAAGGUCCUGGGAUAUCCAGUUAUGGGAGUAACCCUCAAGAAAUUGCUACGCCCAUCAAUGAUUGUAUGAAUAAAAUCAAGGAGAACAUUCCACAUCAUUUACAUAGGAGUACACCUGUUUACCUGGGAGCCACAGCUGGCAUGAGGCUUCUGAGGUUGCAAAAUGAAACAGCAGCCAAUGAAGUCCUUGAGAGCGUUAAAAACUACUUCACAUCCCAGCCCUUUGAAUUUAGGGGUGCUCAAAUCAUAACUGGGCAAGAGGAAGGGGUGUAUGGAUGGAUUACAGCCAACUAUUUAAUGGGCAAUUUCUUGAAGAAAAACCCCUGGAAUGCCUGGAUCCAUCCCCAUGGAGCAGAGACUACAGGUGCGCUUGAUUUAGGAGGGGCCUCCACCCAAAUCUCAUUCAUCCCUGAGGAAACCACACACAAUUCUAACAGCACACUACCGGUGCAGCUCUAUGGUUAUGAAUACAGCGUGUACACCCACAGCUACCAGUGCUAUGGGAGAGAUGAAGCAGAGAAAAAACUGCUAGCAUCAAUACUAAAGCAUUCAGCUGAUAACUCCAGGAUCAAUAAUCCAUGCUAUCCUCAGCAUUAUGAAACUGUUUUCACAAUGAAAUAUUUAUAUGGAAGCCUCUGCACAGAGUUUCUAAGACCUGAGAAAUACAAUGCAAGCCAGACUGUACAUGUGAGGGGAACUGGGGAUCCAGCUCGCUGCAGGGAGGCAGUGUAUGGAUUAUUUGAUUUCAGAGCCUGCUUAAACAGGGAAGAUUGUUCAUUUAAUGGAGUAUACCAGCCAAGGGUUAAAGGGAAGUUUGUGGCCUUUUCGGGAUUUUACUACACAAGCAAUGCUUUGAAUUUAACUGAAGAAUUUUCAUUAGCUGAUUUUAAUUCAACUAUGUGGUCUUUCUGCAAACAGAACUGGAGCGAGCUUCCAUUUCUGCUACCUAAAUUUGAUGAAACAUAUGCAAGAUCAUACUGCUUUUCAGCAAACUACAUCUAUUACCUGCUUGUGCAUGGAUAUGGGUUCAAUACAGAGACUUGGUCUCAGAUACACUUUCAGAAGGAGGUUGGUAACAGCAGCAUAGCCUGGUCCCUGGGUUACAUGCUCACCCUCACCAAUAUGAUUCCAGCAGAGAGCGAUCAGAUCUGGUUACCUUUGACUCCCUCUCUGUUUGCCGGACUUCUUCUCUUCUUCACAGCAGUGGCAUUAUUGUGUCUGAUCUUCCUUGUGUAUUUUUGUGUUGUGUCACGCAUGCGAAAGAACUCCUGUCAUGUUGAACAUGUAUUUGCGGCAGAAUAAAUAAGCUCCUAACGAAAA